Messenger RNA from Coffea arabica (coffee), 2400 nucleotides. Its product is annotated as putative receptor protein kinase ZmPK1. Gene Ontology annotation, biological process: protein phosphorylation; recognition of pollen. Gene Ontology annotation, molecular function: protein serine/threonine kinase activity; ATP binding. The record is from RefSeq and is a predicted model, not a curated record. Lineage: Eukaryota; Viridiplantae; Streptophyta; Magnoliopsida; Gentianales; Rubiaceae.
AUGGGUCUAUUCUUUAAUGCUAUCUUAAUUUCUGUUUUAGCUUUGUUAUUAGCAUUUGUAUCAUCCUCGAAAAGCACUGAUAGUUUGACUACAGGAUCAUCACUUUCUUCUAAAGAUGUUCUGAUUUCAAAACCGCAUGGAAAUUUCACUGCGGGAUUUUUCAGUGUUGGCGAGAAUGCGUAUUGCUUUAGUAUAUGGUUUACUGAGCUAUAUGAUCAUGGAAAUUACACCAUUGUCUGGAUGGCCAAUAGGGACCGACCGGUUAAUGGAAAAAAUUCCAGGCUUUCCCUGCUCAAGUCUGGCAGUCUUGUGCUGACAGAUGCAGGACAGUUUACUGUUUGGACAAGUAGCACGCAAUCAAACUCUUCUCUUCAAUUGCAACUCCAUGACAAUGGCAAUCUUGUGCUGAGCAAUAUAGAGGGCGGAAAUCUUUGGCAAAGCUUUAACUCCCCAACAAACACGCUUCUUCCAGGGCAGUCGCUCACCCAAAACUCUGUUCUCAUAUCUUCCAGAAGCCUGACGAAUUAUUCUUCUGGAUUCUACAAGUUAUACUUUGGUGAUGAUAACGUCCUUAGUCUAUUGUACCAGGGUCCUCAAACAGCAGGUAUUUCAUGGCCUGACCCAUGGAAACAUAGUUGGGAGAACGGGAGGUACCCUUAUAACAACAGUAAGGUUGCCACUCUUGAUUCAUGGGGGAGAUUCCAGUCAUCAGAUCAGUUUGACAUUAUUACUGUUGAUUAUGGUCCAGGCAUACAAAGAAGAUUGACCGUGGAUUUUGAUGGCAAUGUCCGGGUCUACAGUCUUGAUAUGGCAAGUCGGAAUUGGAAAGUUACGUGGCAAUCCACACUGCAACCAUGCACAGUUCAUGGGAUAUGUGGAGAAAAUAGUUUGUGCACUUACGCGCAUGAGACCGGAAGAAAAUGCACUUGUGCACCUGGAUACAAAAUCAAAAGCCAGAAAGAUUGGGCUUAUGGAUGCGAACCAGAUUUCCAACUGCCAUACAAUGAUAGUAAUGCAUCAGGUUUUCUUCUUCUCCAAAAUGUUGAAUUUUAUGGCUAUGAUAUUGGGUUCUUUAGUAAUUCCACGCUUGAUAAUUGUCAAAAUUUAUGCCUCAACUAUUGCAGUUGUAAAGGCUUCCAAUUCAAAUUUGAUAAAGAUAAAGGCUAUUAUAAUUGUUACCCUAAGGCCAGUUUGUUCAAUGGGUAUCGUUCAAGUGGUUUUGAUUUCCCAAUUUAUCUAAGAUUGCCCCAAUCUAUUAUAACCUCAUUUGAUCAAAAGCCUCUUCAACAAACCAACAUAAAGUGCACAGUCGAUGCUGCUUCACUCGGCCGAGCAUACCAGAAAAAAGGUCAACAUGGGUGGGUGAAGUCAUCCUUGCGGUGCACUUUGGCAGUUGGGACUUUUGAGAUCCUCUGUUUCUUCACUUACUUGUUCAAAACCCGACGAGGAUCUAGUGCAAGAAUACAGGGUUACACUCAGGUUGCAACAGGAUUCAGGAAAUUCACUUUUGCUGAGUUGAAAAAGGCAUCAAGAAACUUCAGCGCAGAAAUAGGACGAGGAGGGGGAGGCAUUGUGUAUAAAGGCGUGUUGACAGAUAAUCGAGUUGCUGCCAUAAAGUGUCUCAAUGAAGCCAACCAGGGAGAAGCCGAAUUUCUUGCAGAGUUGAGUACUAUUGGCAAGUUGAACCAUAUGAAUUUGAUUAAGAUAUGGGGAUAUUGUGUUGAAGGUAAGCACAGGCUAUUGGUUUAUGAGUACAUGGAGCAUGGUUCUCUAGCAAAAAAUCUGCAUUCUAACAGACUUGACUGGAAAAAGAGGUAUGAUAUUGCUCUUGGUACAGCCAAAGGACUUGCUUACUUGCAUGAAGAGUGCUUAGAGUGGGUUUUGCACUGUGAUGUGAAGCCUCAAAACAUACUCUUGGAUUCGAAUUACCAGCCGAAGGUGGCAGAUUUUGGCCUGUCCAAACUAUUGAAUAGAGGUGGGACAGAUAAAUCAACGUUUUCUAGGAUAAGGGGAACUAGAGGCUACAUGGCCCCUGAAUGGGUUUUCAAUCUUCCUAUAACCUCCAAAGUUGAUGUUUAUAGUUAUGGAAUUGUUGUGCUGGAAUUAUUAACUGGAAGAAGCCCAGUUGAAGGCCAUUCUAUGGAGGAAAGCACCAGUGCAAUGGAGCCAAGGAGACUAGUUACUUGGGUGAAGGAGAAAAUGCACGAAGCUAAUGGAAGAGCAUCACCAAUAGCAAUUGCAAAAAUUGUAGACCCUGUCAUAAAUGCUGAAUUUGAUAUGGCAAGGGUGGAAAUUCUUGUUCAAGUUGCUCUCCAAUGCGUAGAGGAAGACAAAGAUGCAAGACCAACAAUGAGCCAAGUGCUGGACACGUUGCUCCAUCAAGAAAGUGAUGAAUAUUAG